AUGGAAGCGCAUGCUGUCUUACGUUCAAAAAUCGAAUGUUUAGAACCGUUCGUAAUAUCUGGAUGUAUUAGUGAUUGGAAAGCGGUUGGAUGGACACAUCAACGAUUAGCGGAAAUUGUAAAACCUACAGAAAGAAACGGAUUUUUAAGGAUACGAUUAGGUCCGAAAGAACAUGUAAGAGGAAAAAUUAUAUUCGAAAAUGAAUCAAAAAUGGCAUACGUCUCCAGUCUGGAACAAUUCUUUAAAUGGUUCAGUGGUGAAGCAAUAAUGAAGGCAGACGAUCAGGAAAUAGUAGAUAGAGCAAAUCAUUGGGGAUAUUUCGAUUACAAUUAUGUUUUCGAUAUUAUGGAUCCGGAAAAUAUCGACGAUAUCAAUUGGCAGCAUCUUGGAUUGGAUAUCAGUCCUGUUGACUCGACCAUUUGGAUUGGAACACCAGGAGCUUACACUCCGUGUCAUUAUGAUUCAUAUGGUUAUAAUGUGCAUGCUCAACUUUCUGGAUCAAAACGAUGGAUUCUGUUUGGGCCAAGCGAAGAUAUGAAACCAGUUCGAAUUCCAUAUGAAGAAUCCACUGUUUUCAGUAGUUUGGAUGUCAUUGGUGCUGAUAAUUCAUUGCAAGGAAAGAAGAUAAGAAUGGCUAUCCUGAAAAAGGGUGAUGUGAUAUUUGUACCUCCUGGUUGGUGGCACUGUGUUCAAUGUAUCGGUGUCAAUGAUAAUGAACAUGAUCUGAAUAAUAUCAGUGUUUCCGUAAAUACGUGGAUACCAUUGGUUGAUUACGACCGAAUUCCUCGUUUACAAGAAGCCGCUACGUCUACUAUGGUUGCCAUUCUUAUUCGGUCCGGUUUAAUUAGUUCGAAACAAAUUUGUCCAUCAGAAACAGUGGGAUGCUAUGAUGAUUCACUGUGUGAUUUUGAGAAAUUAUUGAAGGAAGCGAAAAAUGAGGCGGCAAAUGAUGAAAGUUUACAUCGUUUGAUGGAUUUUAUAGAAAAACAGAAAAAAAGGAUGACAGUUUUACCAACUGUUUUGUUUGAUGUUUUCCGCGCUGAACAAGAGAAAGGUCCUUUGAAAAUUGUGGAUUCAUCAGAUAACUCUUUGUAUCCUGCCAAUCUUACUGCUUCAUCGUCAAGUAUAACCUCAUUUCAAAAAUAUUUCAUUGAUUCUUUGUUGUCAGAAAAAGUUCUGACAACAUUAAUAGCGCAGUUACAGGGAUGGAUUUAA
This is a messenger RNA of Cercopithifilaria johnstoni, 1215 nucleotides long. NCBI's taxonomy places the organism in Eukaryota, Metazoa, Nematoda, Chromadorea, Rhabditida, Onchocercidae. The record is from the annotation of a GenBank genome assembly.